Messenger RNA from Naumovozyma castellii, 4497 nucleotides. It is a transcript of the gene SCC2, whose product is annotated as cohesin-loading factor complex subunit SCC2. Lineage: Eukaryota; Fungi; Ascomycota; Saccharomycetes; Saccharomycetales; Saccharomycetaceae. The transcript has a single exon. The coding region runs from base 1 to 4497 and encodes 1498 amino acids. The record is from RefSeq and is a predicted model, not a curated record.
AUGUCAAGUUAUCCUGGAGAACAUUCAAAUAUACCUAAACAUAUGCUUGAAGCAUUAGAAAACCAACCAUUGAAUCAUUUGGUGCCUAAAGAUGGACUUGCCACACUGAUAACUUCCAAUAUAUCACUCGGUUUGCCACACCAGCAAAAUCCAUUUGAUCCGUCUACUGCAUCCUCUGAAAUUGAGAAGAUUGAAGGUAUAAAUCUCCAUUUCCCUGAAGAUACGACAAAUCCAUCAAACCAACUACUAUUUAGACGACCGGUCAGACACCUUGAGAGUGGUGGGACUUCGCAGUCUUUGCAAUUUGAUGCGAAUUUGUCUCCAUUAGCUAAAAAGUGUCUUCUGGCAAAUAAUUCUAAAGCUAUUCAAGAAAACAUAAAAUAUUCAAAGGAUAUAAAGCCUUCACCAAUUCCAAUAGUAGAAAAGACGCACUCUCCAAAACGUCCUCUCGGUGAUAUCUCACUGUAUUUAGAAAAAGAAUUAGAGCAACCCGAAAAGAAAGCCAAAGUCAUUUCUGGAGUAUCAAUGAAUCAAAUGACACUAGGUGAACAAUAUAUUAAGGACCUUAAAUCAAUUCUUGAAUAUGUUGGAUAUCAGGGACAAACGGCCGAAGUUUACGCAAAUUUAGAAUACUGGAGCACUCUUCCGAAUGAUGCUCAUAUUCUUACAGAAAAAUGUAUAGAAACAUUAUCGUUGGUCUUGAAAAAUAUUGUUUCAAUACCGCAAAUAUGGAACCAAAUUGAAACCGAAUGGCUUCAAAUGCUAUUAAACUUAUUAACUGACAAUAUUCAGGCGUUAUCAGACCAAUUGGAUAACACAUCAAAGAUAAAUGAGCGCAACUCUUGGAGAAGGAUAAUAUACGGUUCGACAAUCUGUAUAUUUACAAUAUUUAAAUUUAACAGAAGCGAUAAAAGAUUGUCCUUGGAAAGAUAUGUGCUAACCCCAUUGAAUUUUAUCGCUACGGCAUUUGAAUCAACCACUGCCAUAGGUGAUAUGAUACAAUCUGAUCUUAAGACAGAAACAUCAUAUCUUAACGAAUCUAUAUCACUACUUCCAUUAUAUAUCCAAAACAGUCCAUAUUUAGACGAUGGGCUCAUUACAAAACUUGUUUAUGUCUUCACGGGUGUUCUAAUGAACGAUAACUCUGACUUUGCAACUUUGAUCGCUUCUCAAAAUACUAACGUUUUGGAAAAUAUAAAAAAUUCAAGUACUGCUAUUCUAGUAUCUUUAUUCGCUAAACUUCCCGAUCAAAGAGACUUCAUAUUGCAAGAAUUGUUAACACAAAGUGAAGGGUUACCUCUAAAACGACUACAAAAAAAACUAAGGAAAGUCGAUAACGGAACAUAUGUCACUGAUUUUACUAUUACUAUUCUAAAAAUGCUUGAAAUUUUUAACUGCUAUGAUUAUGCUAAAAGUCUGAAUGAGAUUACACCAGAUACAUUAAGACUGCUGGAAAAUGAAAAUCACAAACAGCAACAAGGAUUACAAAAUAUUUCUGAAACAAUUAACGAAACUAUAGUAAGGCAAUUUCUUGAGAACACAACAAAAUACCGUCACGUUUUAGACCAUUAUGCACAAGACCUGACGCAAUUACUACCAUGUCCACAAUGGCCUGCCGUGAAUGAAUUAUUGAGUUCCUUAAUGAAAAAAUUAUUAACGAUUUUCAGUCCAACACACUCAAGGAAUACCAAUAUCGAUUCUACGUGCUUACAAAUUCUUGGGAACAUCGGGUCUAGUAUUUUCGAAUUGAAAUGUAAGAUAGGAUCUAAACUUUCUAAAAACCUAAUUGAAUUAUUCAACUAUCCAGAAAAUGUGCCGCUAUUUUUAAGCUAUUUUGAAGAUUGUCUCGAGUUUGUUAAAGUUAAUUCAACUCGAAUGUCCAACUUUAAAUACCUUUGGAACCAGAGGUAUAUUACAUUACUCAAGUUAAGGAACUUUGCAGAAACAAAGGAGGAAGAGGAUAGUAAUCGAACAAUAAUUGGGAUCGUUGAAGACGAACUUUCAAAAUUAAACAAAGAGGAACUCAUAGUAAAUGCUAUUAAGGAUAGUACGACCAUUGAGGGGGAAUUCAAUUCAAUCCUCCAUGCAUUUGAAAUACUAAAUCUGUAUGAGCCCUAUUUGAAACUCAUUUUAUCGUUUUUAGGUCAGGAGAAAAUUAAGCUAAGAUCCACAGCUAUCAAAUGUCUCUCUAUGCUUGCAAAUAAAGAUGCAAAUUUCCUAAAUAAUCCUUUGGUGAAAGACACAAUGCAGCAAAGACUGAGUGAUUCAUCUGCAUCUGUAAAAGAUGCCAUUCUAGAUCUAGUAAGCAUCAACUCAUCAUAUUUAAAUUUCUACAAGCAGAUUAACAAUAAUUUUGAUGACGAUAGCAUUCUGGUAAGAAAGCGUGUGCUGAAAAUAAAUAGUAAGAUUUAUGAUGAAUCCUCCGAUAUAGAGACUAAAAUUUUUGUUGGAUCCCGAAUACUUUUGAAAAUAGAGGAUGAGGAAGAUACUAUUAUCGCCAUGGCAAGAGAGAUUCUUCUUGAUCGCUGGAUUUUCUCCAUUGAUGCACUAAAGGAUGAUCUAGAACAGGAAGGAUUACUCUGCAGCAUGAUUGUUUUGGUUUUGGCUGGAAUAGCAUCAUUGAAUGAAAAAUGUUCACAACUAUUUGAUUCAUUCCUGAAUUUCUAUCUUUUGAAUGAAAAGGUACAUACUCCUCCAGUGUAUCAGACUAUAAAGAAAGCUUUAAACACUUUAACGAACUUUUUGGUUCAAAGCAUUGUUGAACUUCAAUCGUCAGACUCCACUAAUGAUGCUUUAAAGAUUCAAAAACAGAAGUACCUUACCCUUCUAAGUAAGUUUUCAGACUGUUCAACGUGCUUUAUAACGAAAGACCAUAUUAUCUCCCUUUAUCCUUAUUUGCUAUCUGAAGAAGGGUCGGAGUUGCAGUAUCAUAUUCUUCAUCUCUUUAAGAAUGUAUUUGAAACAUUGUCCAAUUUUCAAUCUAAAUUCCUGUUUAAUUUAGAAACUACCUUACUUAGUAGAUUACCGAAAAUGAGUACAAGAGAAUUAGAUGCAGCUAUGCCCUUAAUUUGGAUCGUCGCCUCACAACGAAACAAUUAUGAGAGAGUUUCUAAAGCAUGCUCAUCCUGUUUUGGUCAUCUUAGUCCUUAUAUCAACAGAGCUACAAAGGAGCCUAACAAAAUAAUUGCUGAUGGAAAGCUGCAACGACUUAUAUACUUGGCUACUGGAUUUGCAAGAUUCUGUCCUCUAGAUACUACUAAGAAUAAGAUAAUUUACAUCCAAGAUGGGGAGUCUCUGUAUCAGUACGUUACCAAGUGUUUGCUUGUCCUCUCAAAAGUAAAUAUUGUCCAUAUUAUCCGAAGAAUUUCUAUUAAGAAUCUAACAAAACUUUGUGGUGAUUAUCCAAAACUAUUCAACUCGAAACAUAUACUUACAUUACUAGAUAACGAAUUUCAAAGCAACAGUCUGGAUAUAAAGCUAGUCAUCCUAGAGAGUUUUUUUGACUUCUUUGUAUUGGAAGAAAAAAAGUCCAUUAGAAAAGCAGGUGUUGAUAAGACACUAUCUUCCAAUAAAUCCCUUAAAAAAGAUCUUCUAAGAGAGCAGAAAACCGAAUUUAUUAACGAUGGAGUAUGUUCAGCACUUGUAUCAAGAUUUCUAAAGAAUAUUUUAGAUAUAUGUCUUUCCAUUGAUGCAAAGAGUUCGUUAGUAGCACUUCGUCUCUUAAAAUUAAUACUGCAAUAUGGAUAUACCAACCCCACUUAUGCGAUCCCCACAGUCAUUGCAUUGAUGUCAUCGACGAACAAGUACCUAGCCCAUAUAGCUAAGGAAAUUUUACAGGAUCUCUUUGAAAAAUUUGAAUCGCUGGUUCUCUCAGCUGUACCCAAAGGGGUUAAUAUCGCGUCUGCUUAUUUAUAUUCGAUAGAGCCAACUCAUUAUUUGAAAAAUCUUAUGUUUUUGAGAUCGGUUCAGGAUAUUAUUGGCACUGGAAAAAAGAAUUCGCCCAAGUUCAUCAAAGCAAUUGUCAAAAUUAUUAAUUCUAAUUUCAAUGGCAUUGUUGGGACCGAAGUCGAUGAUGCAAGGAUGCGUUCAAUAAUGUUAUUACUAUCCAAUAUGCCGCAGCUGAGUCUGAACUCACAGUUUGACCUCUUCAUUAUUUUGAAAAAUCUGAAUAUAAUUCAAGAGCAACUAAAGGAAAAAACAGAAGACACUUUACAAGAGUCAGACGGUCGACACAGGAGUGCAACUUUUUUGAAUUCUUUUAGGGUUCAAUUAAUUCUUCUCGAAAUCAGUGAGUACAUGAUGGCUAUUUAUGGAAUAAGGAGUGACAUUUUAGAAUAUGAUAUAACCCAAGAAUCAGAAUUGAAGAAUAGACACUUGCAUCCAAUUAAAAAAUGUGACGGUUAUAGAAUCACUGAAAUUGUGACGGGAGUGAUGAACAAGUCAGAGGAAGAAUUAACUUCGCUAUAUUUGGACAUGAUGGAAAAAAUAACGUAUUGA